UGCUUGCGAGUGCGACGAGCGCCAUCUUGUAUCUGGUAGACUCCAAGAAAACCUUAAAGUGAUUCAAGAUGCGUUACAUUGCUGCUUACCUGCUUGCCGUCCUGGGUGGCCACGAGCACCCCACUGAGCACGACGUGAUCAAGAUCCUGCACUCGACCGGCGUGGAGACCGACGAGGCCCGCGUGGCCGCCGUGGUCAAGGCCAUGGAGGGCAAGAGCGUCGAGGAGGUGAUCGCUGCCGGCAGCGGCAAGCUCGCCUCGUUCGGCUCAGCUGCUGCCGCCCCCGCCGCCGCUGGCGCCGCUGCCGCUGGUGGCGAGGCCGCCAAGGAGGAGGAGAAGGCCGUUGAGGAGGAAGAGGAGGUCGACAUGGGCGGAGGCAUGGACAUGUUCGGCGGAGACGAGGACUACUAAGCACCAUCCUUUGUCGUUCGUUCGGACCAACCUUUGUCACCAGCACCACCUUUAUCAGGCUGAGCGGGAGCACUUUGUCCGAUCUACCAGAGUAACACAUCUAAUCAAUGGGACACUUUGUUAGGGGAUCA
Molecule: messenger RNA, 541 nt
Organism: Phytophthora sojae
Lineage: Eukaryota; Oomycota; Peronosporomycetes; Peronosporales; Peronosporaceae
Exons: 2
Coding region: 69-410 (113 amino acids)
Biological process (GO): cytoplasmic translational elongation
Cellular component (GO): ribosome; cytosolic large ribosomal subunit
Molecular function (GO): structural constituent of ribosome
Source: RefSeq, a predicted model, not a curated record